GCUGUUGUUAACAUUCACUGGAGAGAUCCCAUUCCCCGACUAGCAGUUGCGAUGCCCUUUGAUUGUUGGGGUUGUGGGAACAAGAACGGCAGGAACGCAGCCGACGCUGUUGCCCCUCCGCGGCCGGUGAAUCUCGUCUCCCCCUCUUCCUCCUCCCAUUCAGUCCCAAGUCCACCACCAGUCACGCGUUCCCCCUCUCAGAUCACCGUCCCACCACAGAGGGCUUCAUCAACAUCCGAAAAGCACGACCUUUGGAAACGAGCAGAAGAACAAUUGGACGAAAAAAGCCGCAAACGGCUCCGGUUGAGCCGGGACAGUAACUCCCCCUCGCCCCCGAUUGAUCGAGUGCUGGCGGAGAUCAUCAAAGAGAUCACAGCCAAGUACGAAGACUACCAAAAAGGCAACCUGAGUAUCCGAAACCGCGGCGAUGGCGAUAGGAAGGCCGAUGUUCGAGGCUCCGCCAAAAAGGUCCUUGUCUGCGUGUUACAAGCCCAGGAUCUCGUUAAGGCCGUGGUCGGGUUCGAUCCCACCGGCUACGCCUCCAUCGCCUGGUCAGUCGUGGCCUUUGGGCUCACGCUGGUCAAAAACGACAUCGAUCGGCGGGACGCGAUUGUGGAUGCCUCGGAGUUCCUCGCCAAGGCUCUCGCAUACCAUAGUAUCAUCGAGCACAAUUACCGGAAGGGAACCAAUCCAAGCUCGGCGAGAUUGGACGAUGCUCUGGUCGAUGUUUAUGUUGCUCUUCUUCGGUACAUCGCAGAAGUCCAGAGUACGGGAGAUGAGAGCGCCGUUGCUCGAGUGGGAAAGAGUAUAACUGCUUUCAUUGGUCAACCGCUCGACCGGCUGAAGUCGGUGGUGGAGCAGAAAAGCGCUGUCGUGGAUCAAUGGAAGACGAUUGUAAGAGAUGAGGAUCAGAAUCGCCGUGCCGAGGUUAUUCUGGUGCGGAUCGACGAGAUGGCUAGGCAGGUGCACAGUAUCGAUCUUCGAACCAAUGAUCAAGAGGAACUCAGCAUUCUUGACUGGAUUUCCACGUUCUCUUACUCCAACAUUCAGAAUGAGACCAAGAAGAGUCGUUCGCCUGAGACGGGAGCCUGGUUGGUGCAGUCCAGCGACCGGUAUCAACGGUGGAAGACCACACCGGGACAACUUCUGUGGCUGCAUGGCCCUGUGGGUUGCGGCAAAUCAGUUCUGUGCUCCACCAUUAUCGCAGACAUUGACCUCCACUGCAAUCAAAACAUGCCCAACGUUCUCGCGUACUGGUACUUUAAGUUCAGUGACAAUGAAACACAAAGCAUGGAGAGUAUGGUCCGAUCUUUCAUACGGCAAUUGUGUCCCCGGCCUAUUCCCAACCCGAUCAGAAAGAUCUGGGAGGACCAUCGGAGGAAUCGAGAGCCGGACUUGGAAGUACUCUUGGCAAUUCUCCAUGAAAUCUUAGAUCUGCUGCCUGCAGACAUAUUUAUCAUCCUUGAUGCUCUCGACGAAUGCCCGGUUGAGACUCGAGAAAGGCGCCUCUUGCCUUUCAUGAAUGAUUGGAUAAGAGAUUUUUCGACCAAGGCCCAUCUGCUCCUCACUAGCAGACCGGAGCCUGACAUUCAUCAGGCUCUUAUGCAACACACCCUAUUUGGGCUCGAGGAUGCUUUGAGCGGAGAUGUCGAGAAGUUUGUGCAAGAGAGACUGGCCAAUGGCAAGUCAUGGGUGCGAUUUCGCUGGGUUGACCUGCAGAUAAAGCGCCUCGAAAGAUGUCACAUUCCCCAAGACAUCGACGAAGCGCUUACAACAAUUCCUGACACUCUUGAGGCGACGUACAAAGGAAUCCUCGAGCAGGAGAUUCUACCAAGGUACCACGAUGCAGUACGAUCCAUUUUCACUUGGCUCACUUUCUCCAUGAAGCCCCUAAGUCGGGAAGCCGUCGCAGAAGUAGCCGGUUUUCCGUCACCCGACAGCGUCAUCGAGAUAUGCACGACUCAGAUGGUUACUCUCAACACAGCAGAUGGGACUAUCAGACUUGCUCAUUUUUCCGUGAAAGAGUUUCUCCUUUCUGAGCAAGUUACUCACUGGUGCCAUUUAUCGGAGAUGCUUGGGCACCGCGCCAUACUGAGCCAGAUUCUGUCGCGCAUUCUCACAGAGAAAGAGGAACUGACAUACGAGAUUGCUAUGAGCAAACCACUGCUGCUCUACGGUUCCAAAAACUGGCCCGAUCAUUUCCGGCAACUGGAGAGCUUAACACCCGAUUCAAUACCAGAGAUAUAUCUAAUGCUUCUAGAACUUUUUACGGAACGCGUGGUCUAUCUGAACUGGCAUCGCUUGCGUGGUAUGGGAUAUUCUGACUUCAACAGUUUUAUGGUAUCCGAGUGGCCAAGACCAACGGCUAUGGCCAUUUCCAUGCAAUUUGAAACCUUGGUUGAACUGCUACUAGAGUUGAGAUUCGAUUCAAUGGGUUUCCCUCUGCAGUCGAGAGAAAGCUUGCUGGUAAAUGCAGCCAGAUCCAGUGUCAAUAUUCUAGUACUACUCUUGAAACGUGCCAUCACAGUGCCCUUUCCUGAGGCGAAGGAAAUUCUUCUAGAGCUUCGACCCCGCUCUGAGAAGGAUCGAGCAACAUUGAGCCUUGUCGUCGAUCUGCUCGGGAACAUGGGCGCGCUUUAUGGUUUUGAAGAAAGCGAGAUCAUUCACCCAGUCAUCCUAUUGAGCAUGACAAGGAAUCCCAAUUGCGCGGAUGUGCUAUUGGAUAUUUGUUUCGAUCGGCACGACCAAAAUACAAUCCCGGUAACGGCAGAGCUUCUUGAGGCCGCGUUUGGCAAUGUUGAUCUUAGGGUUAGCAUUCUGAAAGUCCUCCUUCGACGACGAAAAGCAGAGUUACAGUUUACACAGCAGAUCAUGCAUCUAGUGGCAGACAUAUCACCAUUCAAUUCCGAAUUGGCUAUCCUUGUGCUGAGAAAUCACAGCCAAAUCACUUGCCUGCUGCCCGAACAUGCUGAGACUUUUGCAGGAGGAGCCUCAAGUGAGGUCUUGAGACUGGCCCUUGAGGUGUAUGGAGAAAAUAUUAUGUCGCAACGUAAUGUUUUACUUGCGGCGUCUGUCAAUCCUGGUGCCCGAGACAUGAUCCGACUCCUCUUAUCUGGCAAGGAAUUGAACGCCACGUUACGCCAUGAAAUGAUUCUAGCAGCUGCCACCGAAAGAAAGAUGGAAGGCCUCAAGUUUCUGUGUUUUGUGUUGGACUUAUGGGGCCCACAAAUCGAAAUUGACCAGGAUAUCAUGAUUGCCGCUGUCAAUAAUUACUUUCGCGGGAUGGCCAUUCUCGAGGCAUUCUUGGCGAGACAGCAGGCAGGCUUCGCCGUCUCGGAAGCAAUACUGCUCGAAGCUGCCUAUAAAAGUACGCAGGAAGUUAUGCAAUUGCUGAUGAACAAUGGAGGCUCGGAGAUUCCGAUCCGUCAAGAACUUUUGCUUGCGGCCGCAAACAACAGAGACUACGGCCUGUCUGUGUUGCGAUUCCUAUUACUGUUUGUUGGCCCAGAUUAUGAAGUACCUUUGAAUCUUCUGGAGGCAGCCGCGGGGAACCCAGCCAAGUCUAAUGGAGAUGACUUUCGAGCUGUCAUAGAUAUGUUCAAAGAAGAUACAGUACCCGACAGCGUCUUUAUGGCAGCGUACGACAAGCCCAAUCAUAUGAGAGUGCUCUUAAACCGGAACGGCAACAACGUACCGGUUAGAGACUUGAUUAUCGCGAUGAGCAACCGCUGGACCUUAGGAACCCUAGCAACCUUUCAACUACUUCUCGAACAGCACGUCGUCGUGGUAGAUAAAUGGGUAAUCGAGCAGACAGCGGCCCGCAAUUAUCAAUGCCUGUGGGAUAUGCUCCGACAUGUUCCUCAGUUUCCGAUCAACGAACAAGUGAUCAUAGCCAUAAAAUAUGAAAGUGGUGUCCGCUUGAUCCUGCAUCAUGCUGAGGAAAAGGGCCUCUUGACCGAAGAAAUGAUCAAGAUUGCCCUAAGUUCAACGUUGCUGGAGACACCGUGGCUCAAGCACUUCCUAGCAGAGGGCAAUUUGAAGGCUUCCCUUACGGACAGUGUUCUGGCUCUCGCGGGGAAGCGGGAUCCAGAACUACAGCUGCUUCUAUCGCAGCCAUAA
Aspergillus uvarum CBS 121591 is the source of this 4119-nucleotide messenger RNA. RefSeq lists its product as uncharacterized. The transcript has 3 exons. NCBI's taxonomy places the organism in Eukaryota, Fungi, Ascomycota, Eurotiomycetes, Eurotiales, Aspergillaceae. The record is from RefSeq and is a predicted model, not a curated record. Bases 52 to 4119 code for a protein of 1355 amino acids.